Austrofundulus limnaeus is the source of this 2521-nucleotide messenger RNA. RefSeq names its product KH domain containing 4, pre-mRNA splicing factor (gene khdc4). Gene Ontology annotation, cellular component: nucleus. Gene Ontology annotation, molecular function: RNA binding. The record is from RefSeq and is a predicted model, not a curated record. NCBI's taxonomy places the organism in Eukaryota, Metazoa, Chordata, Actinopteri, Cyprinodontiformes, Rivulidae.
UUCGGCACAACACCAAACCGGAAGCGGAAACAGAAUACUAAGCUGUAGCUAGCAAGCUACUAGCAAAACCUACUAAAGAAACUGUGAGGAAAUCUGGGGGAUUUACCAGCGUUUAAUUUCUGCAUUAAGACAACAGUUUCUAUUUGGCUGAACAUUAAUGUCAUAUUGUGGAGCACAUAACAGCGGGCGCCCCAGCAAAUGGGACGAGUCCUCCGGCUCUGGUGGGAUGGGGGAGGCUGAGGCUGCUCCCACUGGGGCUCUGGAUGCUGCAGCUGCAGUGGCGGCCAAAAUUAACGCUAUGCUGGUGGCCAAAGGCAAGCUCCAUCCCUCACAGAUUAGCAACCCAGGACAACCCCUGGAGAAGGCUCAGGUUAGAAAUGUUCGAAAACCUUCAGCGCAAAUGAAACCCAACGACGACCAGGUGGUGGCAGAAGUCGAGAUCAACGACGUCCCUUUAAACUUUCGAAACCUCCUGACCCGCGGGCCGACACAGGAGGAGAUCAGUAAAGUGAGCGGAACUGCGGUUACAACUAAAGGACGUUACAUGACAGCAGAGGAGAAGAGCAAAGCUCUGCCAGGGGAGCGACCUCUCUACCUGCACAUCCAAGGACAGACCAGAGAGCUCGUCGACAAAGCAGUAAAUAAAAUCAAAGAGGUUAUCGCCAAUGGUGUUGUGAAGGCAGCAACUGCUUCAUCCUCCUCCUCCUCCUCCUCUACAUCCUCCUCCUCUACAUCAUCCUACUCUACAUCCUCCUUGUCGUUCUCCACAAAUGGGGCCACGAUCUGCCAUCCUCCAGCUUCGCUUCCCCCCAUUACCAACAACAAACCUCACUUUCAGUCAGGGAUGCAUUAUCUUCAAGAUAAGAUCUUCGUGGGCCUCGAGCACAGUGUCGCAGGGUUUGUGGUGAAAGAGCGCGUAGAAGGCCCCGGCUGUUCAUACCUGCAGCACAUUCAGGCUGAGACCGGGGCCAAAGUCUUCCUCCGAGGAAGAGGAUCGGGCUGUUUGGAGCCGGCCUCUGGCCGAGAGGCUUUUGAACCCAUGUAUAUUUACAUCAGCCAUUCUAAACCAGAAGGACUCGCAGCAGCAAAAACAUUGUGUGAGAAUCUCCUUCAGACAGUUCGUGGAGAAUAUUCCCGCCACUUAAAUCAAAUGGGUCCAGUAUUGCCAACACAACAAGGCUUCAGCCCUGCUGCAGCAGCAAACAGAGUGCCUCCUCCGUCUCCUCACUUUUCCCCGGCUGGCUUCUCCAUACCUGUGCCGCCCCCACCUAAGCCCCUACCGGUCCCGCCACCUUACCCCUUACUGCCCCCCGUACCUUCGGCGGCCCCCGCAGGUGCGGCUUCUCGGUACCCUCUACGCCCCGGCUCUGCCGCUGUUCCUGCUCCGACUGUGGCCCCUGCACCAGACGCUUUGCAUCAGCCUCUUCCUCCAGGACCGUUUCCUCCCUCCACCUCCGCCCCGAGCAAAGCUCCGCCCCCCACCGGCCCGACCAACCCGCUGCAGAAAAGACGCUUCACAGAGGAGGUGCCAGACGAGAGGGACAGCGGCCUGUUUGGUUAUCAGCAUGGACCCAUUCAUAUGACUAAUUUAGGUGCAGGCUUCUCAGUGGGCAGGACCGAGUCGACCAGACCCCCACCGUCCAGUUCCCCUGGCCAGGCGACUGAAAGGAACUGUCGGCAGCUAAUGCCUCCGCCGCUGUCUGUUCCCGUUAACGGUGUGAGACCCAGGAUGGAAGAGAGGAGGGCAACAACACAAGACCCUGUGGGACCGGUUGCUAAAAGACCAAACACAGGUUUGGUGAUGUACACGGUCGUCGACUCUGAUGAAGAGGAAGACACCUCCAAAGCCUCGCGCAAAGGUAAAUCUAGGGCAGCGUCCCCCGUCUCUUCUUCAUGCUGGAGACCUAACCACCGCUCCCUGCCUCCACCACCGACUCGUGCCAGAACCCAACCACCACAGCAGCAGUCCAUACCCUUCUGGAUGGCCCGAUAAAAAACACAAAAAAAACACACACACAAAAAAAAAACGGAAUAACGUUCCUCAGUGCUUUUUUCAGUCCUACAGGAUCUCCAACUGAACUGAACCGUUGAUCACGAGGAUGAUUCUUCACAGCUUUGUUCAGAGUUUCAGCCUUUAUUUCAUUCUUUGGGCUCAAGCAGUUAAACUACUUUUUUUGCAACUCCUGUAGGUUGAAGAUGAAAAUUUGCACGACAAAAACUGGACCCUAUUUUGUGACAAAGGUUUUUUUUAAAUCAAACCCACGCCACUAAGUGUUUAAAAACUCUGUAAAAAGAGAAAAGUCUAAGUUGAAUAAUGUACAUCACUAACCAGUUUUUAUUUCUCAUUUCAGAGAGUUUCCUACCGUUUGCAUCAUUUUCUCUCUUUUUUUCCCCUCGGUUUGUUUUGUCAAACUUUUCUAACAGUUUUGUUUUGUUUUGUUUAGAUCUUACUGAAGUUACAAGUAUUGUACCUGCCUAAUUUAUUUCAUGCCCUUUAUGAAAUAAACUCAGUUUAUUGGGG